CCCGCCCCGCGGGCUCCUCCCCGCCGCCGCGGUCCCCCGGCUGCUGCCCCGAUGCGCUGCGCAGGGAGCCGGGGCCGAGUCGCCGCCGCAGCUGCAGGGGCGCCGGGGCCGGGUGACGCCGCCGCCGCCGCGCGCGCGUCUCGCAGGCCCUACCGGCCGCAUGGAGCCCCCGGAGGGCGCCAGCCCGGGAGGUUUAGUUAAGGAGGUCGACGUGCCACAGGCUGCUCUCAGCACCCCCGUCCCUGUCACAGGGACCGGUAGCCAGUCUCCCGUGGCUGAGGAGGAGUUGGGCGUCCCAAUACCAGCACCAGGGCUCCUGCAGGUCACGGAAAGGCGGCAGCCGCUGAGCAGCGUCUCCUCCCUGGAGGUGCACUUCGACCUACUGGACCUCACCGAGCUGACUGACAUGUCUGACCAGGAGCUGGCCGAGGUCUUUGCAGACUCGGACGACGAGAAUGUGGCCAGCGACUCGCAUGCAGGCCUACACCCACUGCCCCGAGCCGGCUGUCUGCGCUCACCCUCCUGGACGCGCACCAGGGCAGAGCAGAACCGUGAGAAGCAGCCCUUUGGCGACCCUGAGCGGCAGCCUACCAUUGUGGACACGAUUCUUACUGUGGAGAGGCCCAAGGAGGACUAGGCGGGCUGGCCUGGGGCCAAGAUGGGGCAGAUCCGGACAGCCGUGGCCACGUGGACACUGCCCGCCCUCCCCACUGCGGCUCUGGGCUGGGGUCUCAAGGCACUUCAGCAUAAGCAUGGCCCAGUGGCCUUAUAUCAGCUCCUUCCUGGUCCCUGGGUCAGGGACAAGGCCCAGGGAUGAGAUGAGACUUGUCUGCAGGAAUGGUGUUGUCAUCUGUCACCAGAAUCCUGGGUGGGGCCAGGGUGAGUGGGGAUCUGCUGGUGAGAGGGGGUGAACCGCCAUGCCAAACUCCAGCCCAUAGGAGUCUGCUGUCCAGCCAAGGAGUGGAUAGGGGAGUGAGUCCCCAAAAUCACCUGAUUCCCCCCUGCUCCCUGCUGCUGCCCGGGAACACUGUUAGCACCAGACACCCCCAGCAACUUGCUCGUCCUCCUCCCUCCAUCAGCCAGACCCACCUUCCUAAGCGCGGAAUGCCAAGUCCAUCAAGACGGCCUCAGACGGCAGGGCAGGCAGGGCUUGCCCAGUCUCCACAGCCCACCAGGCACACACACGCACACACGUGUAGGUCUGUGUCCCUGGCUAGCGUCCCAGUCUGGGGUGCAGCAGUCAGAGGAGGUGGGGACAUGAGGGCACUUGGGCACAGCCCCUGAACCCCAAUUCAGGGAUGCCAGGCUUGACUGCUCCCAAUGCUGCUUAUGUGCUGAGGACAGGACUAGCUUCCAGUCUGACAGCAAGUCCAGUCUGCUUUCUGUCCCCAAGGCCACCUGUCCUGACCCCUUCUUCACUGAGACAUUUCUGGGGAAGAAAAACAGGCUCCUCUGUGGAAGCCCUGGGCACACCCUGCCAGGAAGGGUCGCUGCUGCACCAGGACUGGGGCGACACUCCUGCACACGAGGGGCAGCUGCACGGGGGUGAUUUCCAAGAGUCUAAUGGAAAAGGGGCCCCACGAGGGCCGCCGCGCCCCACCCACCCCGGGGUCUUUCCUCCAGCCCCCAUCCUUCCUGCUGCAGCUUCCGUGACCUCGUUUCGAAAACGCGCAAUUAAAACGUCGCCCUGUCCUCAG
Messenger RNA from Cervus elaphus (red deer), 1697 nucleotides. It is a transcript of the gene DBNDD1, whose product is annotated as dysbindin domain containing 1. The coding region runs from base 161 to 637 and encodes 158 amino acids. The record is from RefSeq and is a predicted model, not a curated record. NCBI's taxonomy places the organism in Eukaryota, Metazoa, Chordata, Mammalia, Artiodactyla, Cervidae. Gene Ontology annotation, biological process: negative regulation of protein kinase activity. The transcript has 4 exons. Gene Ontology annotation, cellular component: cytoplasm.